This is a messenger RNA of Alternaria rosae, 2235 nucleotides long. Its product is annotated as acyl transferase/acyl hydrolase/lysophospholipase. The record is from RefSeq and is a predicted model, not a curated record. Lineage: Eukaryota; Fungi; Ascomycota; Dothideomycetes; Pleosporales; Pleosporaceae. The coding region runs from base 348 to 2045 and encodes 565 amino acids. The transcript is spliced from 3 exons. Gene Ontology annotation, biological process: lipid metabolic process. Gene Ontology annotation, molecular function: triacylglycerol lipase activity.
GCUCGCGAGUACUCCCCAGCCACACCUGGGCAUCCUGACGUCUUCAGCUUGCAUGUGAAAGCGCGCAUCCAGUCCGACAAGCGUUCCCACUUGCUCGAUAGCACCACCUCUCCGCCGACGCGACGAAUGAACAUGCGACUUCUGCCACCGCGGCGCUGUCAGCCGAUCACUAUCCCAAAUAGCUCAACGUCAUGAACGAAGCCUUCAGCGUCGUGUCGGGCGCGCUCUGGAGCUUCCUACUGUGCUUCUUCGACGUGGCUUUCUUUUGGCAACGAGUGCGUCAGCUUCCCUCUGCUGUUCAAAGACCGUUCCGAUUCAAUUGAUGUGUCUUCGGAUGGAAUGCUGAUAUGUUGAAGAAAUUAUACGCGUGGUGGGUGCAGAAGAGUCAGCGGGAUCUGCUACUGGAAGCUGUUAGCGAUGCGCGGUUGUUCGAGGAAUGGGAGGCUGCUGCGUACAAGCUGGAUGAGGUGCUCGACUAUGACAUGUGGCGACAGACUGCUAUAAGCAAAGACUACGACCAUCGCCUCAUCCAUCAGCGCCUCUCCGCCAUCUACGAAGCUCAAGAGGACAACGACAUCCUCGGCCUCAUAAACCUCCUUCGCAGCGGUCUCGUCCGUAAUCUCGGCAACAUAACCGCGUCAAACCUGUAUAAUCGCGCAUACGCGGGCACAAAGCUGUUGAUCGAAGACUAUGUCACCCAAGUUGCAUACGCCAUCGAGAACCUCACCCAAUAUCCUACAUCGAGAAAUUCGGACAAUGGCUUGACAAACCAGGCGAAGCUGGAUGUUCUGCAUGACACAAGGCAGGCGUUUGGCAGAUCUGUGCUGGUGCUGCAGGGUGGGCAGGUCUUUGGCAUGUGUCAUCUCGGUGUUGUGAAGGCGCUCCAUCUACGUGGAUUGCUGCCAAGAAUCAUAGCCGGCACUGCUACUGGUGCUCUGAUAGCCGCGCUGGUGGGCGUGCAUACCGAAGAUGAGCUACUGGAGUUCCUGACAGGCAACACCAUUGACCUGACAGCCUUCACCAAUCGUCCUUAUAGGAAAGGCGCCGGGGGAACUGCAUGGAUAGGCACCCUCAUACGUCGAGCUAAAAGAUGGUGGAAAGAAGGGCAUUUCUUGGAUGUCGGUGUCCUGGAAGAUGUUCUGAGGGCGAACGUGGGAGAUCUGACAUUUGAAGAAGCAUACACGAGGACGAAGAGGGUGCUGAAUAUCACCGUCACAACUACUAGUGGUGGGGGCAUACCGAACCUUCUGAACUACCUUACGGCUCCCAACGUUCUCAUCUGGUCCGCAGCGCUUGCCUCCAACGCCACGGCCUCCUCGACCCUGUACCAUCCUGUAACAAUGAUGUGCAAAGACGAAGAAGGCAACAUCGUGCCUUGGUCUCCGGCUUCGAAAACGACUUUCCGUCCAUACACCCACGCUUCAUACCGAGACCGCGAAUCGCCUCUUCAUCGCAUCGGCGAACUCUUCAACGUAAACCACUUCAUCGUCUCGCAGGCCCGACCCUACCUCGCACCUUUCCUACGCUCAGACUCACACCAUCCAAACCCCAAACAAGACGGUCGCUGGCGCCUCAGCAUGCCCAUACUGCGUCUCGUAGUCCUAGAGAUACAGCACAGACUACAACAAAUGGAUGAACUGGGUCUACUUCCCCCUUCCAUCCGUCGUUUCCUCCUAGACGAAAACAUCCCAGGCCCAAGUCUCACGCUGGUACCUGAACUCACACCAAGCGACUUCUUCAAGCUGCUUGAGAACCCUACCAAAGAGGCGAUCGACUACUGGAUACUGAAGGGAGAACGGAGUGUCUGGCCAGCAGUCACGGCACUCAAGAUUAGGUGUGCGAUUGAAGUUGAGUUGGAUAGGGGAUAUCAGCUUGUUAGGAGGAGGAAGCCAUUUGAUCCUGUUCCACCUGGGGGUACUGGGGGCUUGAAGAAGAGCGGAAGUAGAGGGGAGGUGCAGACUGGAUAUGGUUUUGAGGAUGAAAAUAGAGAGAGAAAGAAGAGGCAUAGAGCGAGGGCUGCGAGUUUUGGCGGGAAUGGAUUAUGAAGGGCAUGUAGUUGGAUCUGAAACUUUGCCGUAUAGCGGGCUACUGUAUGCCAGAUUUAUUCUGGAAGCGCCUUGGAAUCGAUGUAUGCGCCACGGGCACAAUCGGAGCAUGUCUCGCACGCUAUACUUUGGCAGGAACUGCUGUUUCCUACACGAGACAUCUUACCCACUCUCAGCCUUACCCGCUCCA